Messenger RNA from Nelumbo nucifera (sacred lotus), 1441 nucleotides. RefSeq names its product bet1-like protein At4g14600. NCBI's taxonomy places the organism in Eukaryota, Viridiplantae, Streptophyta, Magnoliopsida, Proteales, Nelumbonaceae. The record is from RefSeq and is a predicted model, not a curated record.
GAAGUCUUCAUGAAGGCUAGCUUGAAGUUCUACCUAGAUCCUAGAGUUGGACAUCACUUCAGUUGUAAUUGAGGGAGACGCAAUCGCAAAGAAGGUAAUUCAGACUUUGUUGGAGACUGCCAUUUCUCCUCCGUGGGCCGUGGCAAAUACAACAACAUCUAAUUUUCGAGUGCAAAGCCAUUCUCAACUCCUUCAACCUGUUCUCAGUGUAUGUAUUACAUUCCAAGGAGUGCCAACAAUGAUGAGCAUCUCCAGAUCUCCUAGCCAAGUAUGGUUUAAAAGCCCAUACGGUACACACAUGGUCUGUUUGCCGUGAUUGUAUCACUUCGGUGUUAUCCUUAAUGAAUCCGCCUACAUUGACUUGGAUAAAAAAAAAAGUAAAGACAUGACGUCCGACCGUUUGAACCGGCAAUGGAUGUACAUGAUGUACGGUUCAUCCUCAAAAACAUUUUUCUGGAAUCGUCUCCUCCUUUGAUCCCGAUCUCGAUUCCUCGAUACGUAAAAGUGGACUCGUAAGUCUUGUAGAAUUCUUCGUACCCCUCUUGGCCGGAAGGGGUCUCUGCAAUCUGAAUUGUUCUUAUUAUCAAUCCUACCAUGAACUUUACGUCUCCGAUCCAAUUUCCUUCUUCGAACUAGGGUUUCUUAUUUCCUGACACGCAGUUAUUGGACUCUUUUGAUCCCUGUUAUGUCGAAUUCCCACAGAAAUGCCCCAUACGGCUCUGCUCAUUUCAGAUCUAGAGAUGGUCUUAGCACGAGAGCAGUGCCUAAUUCAAAUGAAAUCCAGUUGCAGAUCGAUCCUGUGCACGGAGACUUGGACGAAGAGAUUACUGGUCUCCGCAAACAGAUUAAACAACUGAAAAAUGUAGCUCAAGACAUAGGGUCAGAAGCAAAAUUUCAGAAUGACUUCAUCACACAGCUGCAAAUGACCUUGAUCAAAGCUCAAGCAGGGGUGAAAAACAACAUGAGGAGGUUGAAUAAGGGCAUCAUCCAGCAAGGUUCAAACCAUGUCUUCCAUGUGAUUUUGUUUGCAUUAUUUUGCUUCGUCUUAGUCUAUUUAUGGUCCAAAUUUUCUAAAAGAUGAGUUCAGUUGGCUACUCUCUAAAGCCAAGUUAUGGAUUUUGAAGUUUAAAGGGUUUCUGGAAGUAAUAGAUGGAUCACCAAAAGUUGAAAGUUGUAAUGCAGGUUACUUUGUAAAGCUUUAUUUUUUCUUUAAUUUUUUAAUUUUUCUGUACCUUGGCUGGUCUCUAGAGCCAAACUAUGGCUUUUGAAGUUCAAAGGAUCUCAGGAAGUAAUCACCAAAGGUUGUAAUGCAGGUUACUUUGUAAAGCUUUUUUUUAUUUUUAUUUUUUCCAAUAGUUAUGUACCUUGGCUACUCUCUAAAGCCAAACUAUUGAUUUUGAAAUUUAAAGGGUCUCUGGAAGAAUGCAGGUUACUUUGUAAA